AUGCAGGCCCUGGGAGCGCCCUGCCGGGUGCAGCCCACUGGCGUGGCGGCGUUUAGGCCCGCAGCGCGGCAGCUGAGGCUGGAGGUAGGCAACACCUACUCCACAGAUAGGCCGCCCAGCAGGCCCCCAGGCAGCGGCGGCUCGGCAGCGGCCCCGCCGCCGCCACGCCCCAACACCGGCUACACUCCUCGGACAGGCGACGGCGGUGGUGGCCGUGGCGGCGGCGGCUCCUACUCUCCAGGCGGCCGCGGCGGCGGCGGCUCCUACACCCCGGGCGGCCGUGGCGGCGGCGGUCGCGGCUACACCCCCGGCGGGCGCGGCGGCGCCAGCAGUGGCACAUACACCCCCGGCGGCCGCGGCGGCGCCAGCAGUGGCACGUACACCCCCGGCGGCCGCGGCGGCGCCAGCACUGGCACCCACACCCCCGGCGGCCGCGGCGGCGCCAGCACUGGCACCUACACCCCCGGCGGCCGCGGCGGCGCCAGCAGUGGCACCUACACCCCGGGCGGCCGCGGCGGCGGCGGCUACCGCAGCGGCGGCAGCGACGACGAGCGCGGCGGCGGCGGCCGCGGCUCAGGCAACUUCCAGCGCGGAGGGCGCGGCAGGGGAGUCCCCCGCGAGCCGCUGGUACCCAUGAAUGAAAACAUCCGCGCCGCCGAGGUGCGGGUGCUGGCAGAGGACAAGACGCCGCUGGGGGUGAUGGUGACGUCGCGGGCGCUGGCAGAGGCGCGGUCGCUGGGCAUGGACCUGAUCAUGAUUGUGCCGGACGCAGCGCCACCCGUGGUCCGCAUCAUGGAGUUCUCAAAGUACAAUUAUGAGCUGGAGAAGGCGGCCAAGGAGGCCAAGCGCAAACAGCGGGAGGCCGUCGUGGAGACCAAGGAGGUGAAGCUGCGCCCCGCCACCGACGUACACGACUACCAGGUCAAGGUCAAGGCGGCCCAGAAGUUUCUGGGCAAGGGCCACCGCGUGAAGCUGACGCUGCAGUUCCGGGGGAGGGAGAUGGAGUUCCAGCAGAUUGGGCGCGAGAUGUUCCAGCGCUUUGUGGAGGACUGCGGCGGGUCUGAUGUGUCCAUCGAACAGCCUCCUCAGAUGCAGGGGCGGCAGAUGACCAUGUUGCUUUCCAGAAAGGAGGAGAAGCUGUGA
This is a messenger RNA of Chlorella variabilis, 1143 nucleotides long. RefSeq lists its product as hypothetical. NCBI's taxonomy places the organism in Eukaryota, Viridiplantae, Chlorophyta, Trebouxiophyceae, Chlorellales, Chlorellaceae. Gene Ontology annotation, biological process: ribosome disassembly; translational initiation. The transcript has 8 exons. The record is from RefSeq and is a predicted model, not a curated record. Bases 1 to 1143 code for a protein of 380 amino acids. Gene Ontology annotation, molecular function: ribosome binding; translation initiation factor activity.